Hydractinia symbiolongicarpus is the source of this 1017-nucleotide messenger RNA. RefSeq names its product somatostatin receptor type 4-like. The transcript has a single exon. Lineage: Eukaryota; Metazoa; Cnidaria; Hydrozoa; Anthoathecata; Hydractiniidae. Bases 1 to 1017 code for a protein of 338 amino acids. Gene Ontology annotation, molecular function: G protein-coupled receptor activity. Gene Ontology annotation, biological process: G protein-coupled receptor signaling pathway. Gene Ontology annotation, cellular component: membrane. The record is from RefSeq and is a predicted model, not a curated record.
AUGGAAAACCGAAGUUUGGAAUCGAAUACGACCAUACGCAGUAGUCUGGAUAUAUUCGAAUCAGAUGCUGUCAACAUCACGCUGAAAUCUUUGUACGUUAUUAUUGUUGCUCCAGCCAUAGCAGUCAAUUGCUUGAUUUUAUAUUUAUUAAUCACUAAGAGAAUAAAAUCAUCCAACUUUACAUUGUUAUUAUACCAUCUGGUAACAGCUAAUACCAUCUCUGGCAUUUCAGUGUUACCUUAUGUUUUUAUUGAUGUUCACAAAUUAACGAUACGAAACGAUAUUGAAGGAACUGUAGUAUGUUGGAGUACAAUUGGACUUUGCUUCUUUUACGCAACAGGGGCCAACCAGGUAUUCUUUGUAUGUUUCAUAAGUGUGUUCAGACUCUUCAAGAUAAAGUGGAGAAGACAAGCAUCCCAGUACUUUACGAAACAAAACAUCCAGAAACUCUCGAUCUUCGCUUGGAUUGCUAGUAUGUCUGCAAUGAUACCAAACAUCACAUCCUGGACCUACAGAACAGAAUAUGGAUAUUGCAAACGCAAUUGGAGCUCUCCAGUACUAGGCACUGUUUACACCUGCAGCAACUUUUUGAUUGGCUUACUAAUUCCAUCAAUUGUUUUUGUUGUAUGUUACGUCUUAAUCAAAAAAGCUUUAAAAAAACACAAGAAUAAUUUAGCAAUAGCAAAUUCAAGAGUGGUUCGAUCGUCAAGGAAAAUCACGAAUCUACUUCGCAUUCUGUUUUUAUCAUUCACCCUAUGUUGGGCACCGCUUCUUAUAUAUUUUUUUUUGGCUACCGUUACAAGUGUAUUUCCGAACAGUGUAAAGGGUGAUCGAAUUCGAUUGAAGUUCAUUCGAGUUUCUGUGCUUGUGGCUGUUACUAAUAUUUUGUUAAACCCUUUGUUUUUAUUCUUUCACUUAAAGGAACAUCGAGAAGCUUUAAAAGUUUUGUUUCGAAUAAAACAAAUUGAAACUUCUCAAGAAGAUGGUGUUACCAUUGAAACAAUUCAAAGCAUCUGA